Messenger RNA from Phyllopteryx taeniolatus (common seadragon), 4457 nucleotides. RefSeq lists its product as uncharacterized. The record is from RefSeq and is a predicted model, not a curated record. Bases 229 to 2652 code for a protein of 807 amino acids. Gene Ontology annotation, biological process: regulation of cytokinesis; centrosome duplication; centriole replication. The transcript is spliced from 14 exons. Gene Ontology annotation, molecular function: protein binding. Gene Ontology annotation, cellular component: centriole. NCBI's taxonomy places the organism in Eukaryota, Metazoa, Chordata, Actinopteri, Syngnathiformes, Syngnathidae.
CGUCGACGGCGGCGGUGAUGGGAAAACCGGGAAUACCAGGACAAAAGCGAGGUUUUUAAUGCCUGCCGUGGCUGUAUCGUUUUUUUUACAAACACACCCCGGAGGUGUAUUGUCACCGAAGAGCAAAAGAGGACCGGAAAGGAGGAGAAACGUCGCGGUUUCAUCGCAGCAUGGUCACAUAUUGACACAAGCGUGCGUUCGACUCGACAUUCGGAUCCAACAGAAGAAAUGCGGAUGGAAAGCUAUGAGGAAUUCUCCUUACGGAGUGCGGCCACACUGCAGGAGGAGGCCAACUCGAAGAGAGCGACGCGUGAGCCCGUCGCGGCGUACUCGUCUGUCGUCCUCUUCUGUGGGAAAGCUGUCCUGUCCCCACUGUUGAGUGGAGAGCAGCGGCAACAGAUGCGCGACCUCAGGCGGACGGCGGUCCAGCUGGAAACGGACCGACGGAACCGGCAGAGGAACAAAGUUGGAGACGUCCCCGCGAGGUGUACGGUGCAGGCGCAGGGACGCACGGGGUCUGCAACAAAAGACGGCAACAAACCGGCUUGCGAGACACGUCAAGUACUGUGCGGCGAGGCUGGUAAGUCACCGAGUCCCAGAGCAACAAGACUCAGUGAUUACAAACUGAUCACUGACUCCCCCGGACUUCCAAAAGACCCAGGAAUUGGCGUUCAAACCAGCAAUCAGCCAACAAGCCCUGUCCUCAAUGGUCUCGUUACUGGGGAUGAGUUGAAGUUUGGGACAGAAGAGAAGAGCGAUGAGGACGAUAUGAGUAUGGACAGCCUUUUCAAGCAAACAAAAGAGAAUGUCAGCAAGGAGCAGAGUAAGGACGGGUUCAAAGUUGUCAUUCCGACACAUUCGCCGGAGGCCGCCUCAGAGAACGCGAUAUGUAGUCCAAAAAGCCGUGUCGAGUUUGGCUUUAGUUUGCAUCGCAGUCCCAUCGGCCCUCCGAAGAUUCCCUUCCAUCAAAAUAUGUAUGAUCCCGAUCCUGAACAGCCCGUAUCGCCUAGUCUUCCCGAUCAGUACAUUCGGCAGCCCAGCCCAGAGUCCAGUUUAAGCCCUCGGACGCAGAGACGUAAACCACGGCCGUUCUCCACGGGGAACAUCCAAAUCGUGUUCCCAGGGAUGCCGUGGGAAGGAGCCUGUCGGUCGGACUGGGAAGAAGCUCUCUCCGGAGCCGCGUGGUCCCCGGAUCACUGGAGCUCCGUGUCGAGCAAUGGCGCGGGCGUUCUAAACAGGCGCGGAAGUCAUCGAUCUGUUCGUUGCGCCAUCAGUCCAAUGCGAGAAACCCAUAGCCCAGUGAGCCCCUCGUUGCCUAGCCCGAUUGGGCAACAUGACCAACUGUCAUCAGCGUUCCGCCGGCGCUGUCACACCUUCGACAGUCAGCUGCACACUGACCAAGCUGGAUCCCUUCACAUUGACCGCAGUCAAGAAAGAACGCCUCGCUUCAUGGCGGGAGUCACGAUGUGCACCGCAAGUCGGCACAACUCGGCUGCCCCAAUGAACAAGUCGUGCAAGGUAGAGAAUCCAUCGCCGCAUCUGCGGAGGCCUCACGUUUGCCCUCAAGUCAAGCUCAGGACGGAGCCCGAUGAGCCUCGUGAUGAAACCUCACCGACUGCCCUCAGAAAUGCUGCAGACGCACAUGCCAAUAACACAGGGGAGAUCCAGAGGCGAGCGCAAAUUCUGGAGGACAUGCAAAGGCGUCUGGAGGAGGAACAUGCCUUACAGAUGUCACUGCUUCUGGCUGAGCAGGAGAAAGAGCAACAGCGCCUCCGUCUGGAGCUCGAAGAGACUGAACGAAGACUGAGGGAGCAGGAGUGUGAGAAACUCCAGACCUCGGAUACUUCUCAGUGGAAGCGCGCGUCUGUGAAUGACGGACUUCCAGCUGAGAGCCCGUCCGCCUCCACGCCGGGACACAGUAUAGGUUUCCCUAGUCCAAUUAGUUCUACUGUGACCUCUCCCUCUGCCCAGUCCCCCGUGUACUUACGAGAGCCCACUUGGGCAGCUCACAAACCUCAAGCGAGGCUAAGUCAGGUUCUGAAAGCAGAAGAACAGAGAGCGUUGUGUCGAAUCAGCGCAAUUGCCCGUGGCUUCCUCACGCGCAGACUCCUCAAAACGCACAAGGUUCAGCAUCUGCGUCAGACCGUCACGGACACACAAGAGUUCAUUAGUUCCUUCAAAACAGAAGGUCCACAGAAGAGAAGCACUUUCUCCGCACAGGAUCUCUCCCUGCAGGACAGAGUUCAAGCCCACUUACGCGCGGCCCUCUACGACAUUCACGAAAUCUUCUUUGAAAUACCUCUGGAGGAUCGAUUGGCGCUGCUGCAGCAGGACAGGGAGCUCUGUGCUGAGAAGAGGCAACGAGACAUGGAGAAAGCCAAGAAGGAAAAGGAGAGAGCGGUCCUGUCUGCUGCCACACAAAGAUCUCUGGACCGAAAAAAGAGGGAGGGGGAGUCACCGGGGCAGGCUCGAAAGGUGAUGCAGAAGCCCAAAAGUCCCACUCCCAUCAGAGUUCAAAAGUCCAGCCAAGUCCAAAAAUGUGUCCCGAGCCAGCUCAACCGCCAGGGGAGCUGGUACAAAAAGACCCCCGAAGCGAGAGUGAAGCGCACGGACAACCUGAAGAACCUGAAGAAGCAGCACUCUCUGGGCUGACAGGUGGCAAACACAUCCCUUAACAUCUUUUUUUUAUUUUUUUUUAGAAUGUUACAUUAACCACUAAGUUUAUUUAGCACUGAUGUUUCCCUCGAGGACCAUAUUUGGUAGAGUAGAACAUUGUGAAUCCCCCCGCUGAAUGUUGUAAUAAUAAUUUUCUGAAAGAUAUUCAGUGGUGCCUUGACUUACGAGUUGAAUUUGUUCCCCGACCACGCUCGCAAUUCAAAAGACUUGUAUCUCAAAUAAUCCUUCUCUAUUGAAAUGAAUGGAAAUGUCAUCAAUUCGUUCCAGCGCCCCCAAAAAACGCCACCAAAUUAAAAUGUGAUGUAAUCAGAUAAUUAAGUAGAAUCUAAAGACUCAAACAGUUUGUGCUUACCAUAAUUUCUCGUGUAUAAUAUGCAUUUAUUUUCUUUAAAAAAAAAAAAAAAUCAUCAAAAGUCAAUAUUACAAAUAGGUAUAAGGAAAAUUAAUAUGAAAACUUGAGUAGAAAUUCGUGGUGAGGAAGCGACGCGAGCGUGCACACGGAGCAGAACGUUUCUUUGAAAAACCUGAAAAAUAUGGAUAAUACUUCGUGUUUUGAGCAUGGUGCAUAUUAUACACAAAACCAAAAAAACGGCCGAGGGACAGAAAAACCCGUAAGUCGGGACACUCAUAAGUCGAGGUAUCACUCUAAUUAAUUAAAUGUAAUAAAAUAAAAUAGAAAACAUAUACAUAUAUUAUUCACCAUGGCAACUUUAAUAAUAUAUUGAACACAUUUAUAGGUUUUAAAAUGACAUCUCCAAAUAUUUCAAUAAGUGUGGUAUCGAACAAAAGACAUAACGUGCAACGGUGCAAGGAAGUUACUUCAUAAAUCCCGUUGGAAGUGUGCCUCAAGAACAAUGCCUUUAUUCGGACAUGCAUACUGUACAGUAGAUACAGUACAGUAGUGUUCACAUCAUCCAGCGCUGGAAGUAGACGCGCAACAGUGACGCGGCGCACCAUGUGUAAUGCAAGUUGCUUCAAUUGUCAAGCGUUUUAAGGGCUUUGAGUGUGCGUUUGUUUCUUUUUUUUUUUUUUUUUUAAUGGUAUUGAAAUGGCCUUUUAUUAAUGCAUAUAUUUGGUCUUCAGUUUACACUACAUGAAAUCUGAAUGUAUUUGUUUACAUACUGGCACACCUACACUUUAUUGCAGCGUCAUUAUUACAGUACGGUGGAGUCAAACAGCCCAACAUUUCGGUCGUGGAGUAGGAAUGGGGGGGGUAAAAAAAGUAGUAAAUAAAGUAUUAGAACCGUAUUCCUAUAUAAGUAAUGACUUUUUUCCUCGUUAAUAUUGUAUUUGAUUUUCUUUUUUUUGUUUUUUUUUUUUAGAAUUUUAUGACUUUCUUGCAAAGCUGCAACUUUAUUCUUGGAAUAUUUCAACUUUUUUCUUGAGUAUGUGGCCUUAAUGCCCCUUUCCAGAGGAAAAGACAACAACAACAACAAAACAAUCAUAAAGCAGCCUCAUAGAUACAGUACCCACUUAUUGCAUAUGCUUGAAUUUUGGGAUUAAUAUUUAUGCAUUAUUAACUGAAAAUGUGUAUGAAGGCAUCUGUACCAAAAUGUAACAGGGUCUUGAUAUGAAUAGACAUUUGUAGGCCCCACUCUUACAUCUAAACAAAUAUUUAAGUACACGUACCGGUAAAUAUAUCACAUGCAUUUAACACACGUUUGUGCUGUGAUGAUGUUGUUCGCCUACUGAAAUUGCUUUUUUAAUUUUUAUUUUUUUUCAUUUCAACUGUCAAUUUGAUAUAUUUUCUAUGACCACAAUAAAUGAUGAAAUUGAAUAGG